GGCGGGGGCGGCGGAGGCAGAGGGGGAUCCGGAAGUCAACACCAUGUCGAGUCUGCACAAGAGCCGGAUUGCAGAUUUCCAGGAUGUCCUGAAGGAGCCCAUGAUCACCUUGGAGAAGCUUCGGGAACUUAGUUUUAGUGGCAUCCCCUGUGAGGGCGGAUUGCGGUGCCUCUGCUGGAAGAUCCUCUUGAACUACCUCCCCUUGGAGAGAGCCUCAUGGACCUCCAUCCUGGCCAAGCAAAGGGAGCUCUAUGCUCAAUUCCUGAGGGAAAUGAUUAUCCAGCCUGGCAUUGCCAAGGCCAACAUGGGUGUGUCCAGGGAGGAUGUGACCUUCGAGGACCAUCCCCUCAACCCCAACCCUGAUAGCCGGUGGAACACGUAUUUCAAGGACAACGAGGUGCUGCUGCAGAUUGACAAAGAUGUCCGGAGGUUGUGUCCAGACAUAUCCUUCUUCCAGAGGGCCACUGAGUACCCUUGCCUCCUCAUCCUGGACCCCCAGAAUGAGUUUGAGACCCUUCGUAAGCGGGUGGAGCAGACAACGCUGAAAUCCCAGACAGUGGCCCGGAACCGGAGUGGGGUCACAAAUAUGAGCUCCCCACACAAGAGCUCUGCACCGUCUUCCCUGAAUGAGUACGAGGUGCUGCCCAAUGGCUGUGAGGCCCAUUGGGAGGUGGUGGAGCGGAUCCUAUUCAUCUACGCCAAGCUCAACCCUGGCAUUGCUUAUGUGCAGGGCAUGAAUGAGAUCGUGGGGCCCCUCUACUAUACCUUUGCCACCGACCCCAACAGCGAGUGGAAAGAGCACGCUGAGGCAGACACCUUCUUCUGCUUCACCAACCUCAUGGCUGAGAUCCGGGACAACUUCAUCAAGAGCCUGGAUGACUCACAAUGUGGCAUCACCUACAAGAUGGAAAAGGUGUACUCCACCUUGAAGGAUAAGGAUGUGGAACUCUACCUGAAACUGCAAGAGCAGAACAUCAAGCCCCAGUUCUUCGCCUUCCGCUGGCUGACUCUGCUGCUGUCCCAGGAGUUCUUGCUGCCUGACGUCAUCCGUAUCUGGGACUCCCUCUUUGCUGAUGACAGCCGUUUUGACUUCCUCCUCCUCGUCUGCUGCGCCAUGCUCAUACUGAUCCGGGAGCAGUUGCUGGACGGGGACUUUACCAUAAACAUGCGGCUCCUGCAGGAUUACCCCAUCACAGAUGUCUGCCAGAUCCUACAGAAAGCCAAGGACCUCCAAGACUCAAAGUAGCCUGGAGGCAAGAGGCCCAGUUUGGGAGAGAAGCCACCGACCCUUGUGCCCUGGCUUCUGGGACAUGCAGAAGCCUGUGGGAUCCCAGCCCGAGGGGAAGCUGCAGGACCGGCCUGCUGCAGGCCUCCUCACCGCGGCUCCCCACCUUAGGCCGCUCCCGCUGGGGGCACACUGUGCCAUGCUCCUUCCUAACCACCAAGCCCCAGUUCCCACCUUCUCUUCAGCCCUGGGACUCUGCCCAGGUUGCUGGGCAAAGCUGGGGCUCAUGAAGUUGUUCCCUGGGGGCUGGGGCAGAUUGGGGGCCCCGGGAGCUGGCACGGGUCCCUCCCUGCCUCUGCUCUCUGCUCCCUUCCUCUCCUGCUCUGGUCUUCUGGGCUCAGGUCGGGGGGAGGUGCUUGGCAAAUGAGCCAGAAACAACUUCUGGGCGUUGGUGCUCAGGCUUCUCCAGGGGGAAGGGGACACUGUGAAGGAGCUAAGAAGCUGCCGGGCCCAGGUCACACCCCCUGUCGCUCCCCCACUCUGUGAGUCUGUCUGUAGUGGGUCGGUUUGUGCGUGUCUGUCAGUAUGUGAGGGAGGUGAGGGUGCCUUUGGUCCCUCUAGGUCUGUGCUUCCCCUUUCCUGUCUACCUCUGUCUGCCUCUCUUCUCCCUCCACCUCUUUCUCAGAGGGUGUGUGACUCCCUCACUGUCUGCUCCUCUCUCCAUUGCUCUUCCUUUGCCCUUCUCUCUUGGGGUGCCUUAUCCCCAGCUUCUUACCCCCAACCACUGCCAUGAGCCCCCAGACAGAAUGAGGAGUCUGGCUCAGCAGAGCCCCUGGCGGUCAGUCUUGGGCUCUGCACCCUGUUCCCAUUCCCCCCGCCUGAGGCUUGCAGGUCUCCCAGGCGGGGAGGGAGUCCGCAGUGCCUCACCGGAGGGCCGGGAAUCUGCUUCCCUCGACAGAAACCUUGGAAAUCAAAAGCUGCUGAGAAAUGAUGGUCCGUGAAGCUUUCCGCCUCUUACCUUCUGCCCCGAGAUGGAGGAGGAGGAAGGAGAGCUGGAUCUUCUAGAGAUCCCCCCAAAUGCCCUUCUCUCCCAAAGGGAAAAAGAUACGAAAGCAGCUCUGUACCAGGGGCUGGGACCCAGGGGCUCCGGAAGAGCAGUCAUUCCCAUGGCUUUGCAGGUCCCAGCCCAUGGCAGGUGACUCCCAUAAAGGGCAGGUGGGCCCAAAGGGGGCUUCCCAGGGCCGGGCACAGCUGAUCUCAAAGGGCUCAGGUCCUGUUAGUGUGAGGAGACCGUGUGUCUCUCAAGCAGGCUGAAGGAGGUGCUGGCCUUUGGGCACCUGCUUGGGCUGUUCCCAGGAUUUGGGACAGGUGUAUUCUGAGCGGGAGCAGCUGGCUACUCCCACUCCUGGGCUGUGGGAGGAGUGGGGUUAUUGUGACCAAGUCCCCAACCUCCUUUUGUGAGGAUGCAGGUGGUUUGGGUCUGGAAGGCUGGGUGAUGUAGCAAGGGCCCUCAGACUGGUGGGCAGGCACCCUUUUGCCCCCCCAGAGCCUGAGUCUAGCAGCCAGGACUUCCUGCUUGCCUAACCAGGCCUGGCUGGGGGCCAGGAACAGUGUUGCCCAGUGGUUCCUUUACCAGGCCACCUUGGGUGCUGCUGGGACUUUCUGCGCUUGCCUUUUUGCCCCCUCCUUUCCCAACACGUAAUAUUUGGGAGAUUUUUACUAUUUAUUCAGACUCCUGAUUAUUUAUUGCAGAUUGGCAAGUGCUUGGUUUGGGGAUGAAUGGUUGGGCUGGGAAGGUUGAAAGGAGUUGGAGACAGUCUUCUUGACCUUCCAAGGUCAGAGUCAGCAUCCUUCCCCUGCCUUUUGGGCCUUCCUGGUUUUCCAGCAGGUCCUGGCUGGGAAGGCUCUGAGUUCUGUCCUGGAACUGAGUGUAUGGUAGACAAGACAGCUGGUAUCCUUGCCAGACUUCAAGAGCCCACCAGUCUGGAUCCCUCUCUUUCCGGAACUUCUCAGCUGGUGGUUCAGUCCCAGCUUUGACCCCCUUCACAGCCUGAGACUUGGGCCACAGCCUAGGACCCAGCAGACUGUGCCCAGACAUCCGAUGCAUUCCCUCUUGCCUGUCCCCUGCCUUCUCUCCUGGGGCCAUACUACUUGAAUCACUGCGUCUAAUUUCCUCAGUCCCAGACCUGAGUCCAGUGCCCUCUCCUUCACUUUGGGAUGAAGGUUAAGAGCACAGGGAUGGUGUCCAGGUUAGGUUGAGCUCCCCAGUGGGAUCCUGUCUGAGGGAAGGACCUGCCCUUGGCGAUUCCUUCUCCUCUUCCCUCCCCCCGGACUCUCAAGGGAGGUGCCCAGAGAGCCAGAGUGCCUGAGGCUUUCUGCUUGGGAAGCUUCCCCCAGGACUUUGGACACUUAAGGACUGGGCUGUAUGGGCUCAACAAGUCUCAUUCCAGAGGGUCAGAAUGUUAGUCUGCUUGUUUUUUCAUCAGUUUUGUUCCUUGAAUCAAUGCUAUUGAUGACAAAUUGUCUUUAAUAAAUCAUGUGUUCUUUGUAAUGGG
Messenger RNA from Manis javanica (Malayan pangolin), 3780 nucleotides. It is a transcript of the gene TBC1D13, whose product is annotated as TBC1 domain family member 13. Gene Ontology annotation, biological process: intracellular protein transport; activation of GTPase activity. NCBI's taxonomy places the organism in Eukaryota, Metazoa, Chordata, Mammalia, Pholidota, Manidae. Gene Ontology annotation, molecular function: GTPase activator activity. The record is from RefSeq and is a predicted model, not a curated record.